Pectinophora gossypiella (pink bollworm) is the source of this 6012-nucleotide messenger RNA. RefSeq lists its product as uncharacterized. Gene Ontology annotation, molecular function: nucleic acid binding; zinc ion binding. Gene Ontology annotation, biological process: DNA integration. NCBI's taxonomy places the organism in Eukaryota, Metazoa, Arthropoda, Insecta, Lepidoptera, Gelechiidae. Bases 344 to 5617 code for a protein of 1757 amino acids. The record is from RefSeq and is a predicted model, not a curated record. The transcript is spliced from 3 exons.
AAGAAAAUAUCCAUCAGACAUUUUCUCGGCUGACCGCAGGUUUACCAACAUAAGAGCAAUGGCGGACAUUUUUAUUUUUGUCCUUUGUGGUUUCUAUACGGAGGUGUUGGAAGUGAAAAUUUCUAUAAAAUCUGUUAAUAAUUAGUGUCAACUUAUUUAAAGUGAUUAAUUUUGUGUGUCAUACACUGGUGAACACCGCAGUUUAUUGGAAACUUAUAAUAAGCGGUUAUGAGUGGAUAGUCGAAUACUGAUCCAGCUCGAUUGCAGCUGUGGGUACGCGGCAAAUAUACCUACCUACCUACUGAUUGUUACCAAAACGGAUAUAAGGAAUUCAUGUCUAACAAUGGAAGAAAUACUGAUAAACAGGUUAUCCAAAUUUGUCCAAGAAAUAAGGAACUUAACUGAUCAAGGUCACUGCCUUUGUAAGAUCUCAAUAGAUCAGCAUAAUCUAGAAAAGGCACAAAUUAUAAAAACUAAACUUACAGCCAUAUUGUCACGCUUUACAUGUGAACUAUAUAACUAUUUCAAAAUAUGCAAUAACCCUGACCCUGAUGAGAUAUCAGAUUUCACUACUUAUCAACUACAAGGAGAAGAAGUCUUGGCAGAGUUGGACGCCAAGCUGAAAAUUCAAGCGGAUCAACCUUCAACCUCGACAGAAGUUAAUAAAUCAUCAAGUUAUAGCAAGUUACCGGAUUUGAAAUUACCCGAAUUCAGCGGAAAUCUGCUCGAAUGGCAUUCAUUUUGGGAUCAGUUCACGUCUAAUAUAAGACGAAGAAAUUUAAAUGAUGUGGACAAGCUGCUUUAUCUCAAGAGCUCACUCAAGGGAGAUGCGGCAAGACUUGUAGAUGGAUUUGAUACAACAAACCGUAGUUAUAAACUUGUAGUUGAUACCUUAAAAGCAAGAUAUGGGAAAGACAGUGAGAUCAUAUAUGCUCACCAUAAGGCACUUACCAUGAUUAAAAGAGCUGGAAAUAUACAAGAGAGUCGACAAACCUUAGACGAAGUCUCAAGGCACCUUAGAAUACUUCAGUCUAUGAAGGAAAAUACUAAUACCAAUCAGAUUCAAUACCUUAUUAUGGAAAAAUUUCCUACUGAUAUUAUUUACGAAAUCAAAAUGAGAUUGGAUGCUGAGGCAACAAACUCGAUAGAAGAGAUAUUAAAACAACUCUCCAUAGUAAUAUCAGCGAAGGAAGAAGCGAACAGAGUUACUCAAGUGAAUACUUCAAACGAGACAUCACCAUAUACGGUGGAAACAUUACAUGUGAACGAGGCCAAUAAUCCAAGAACAAAUUAUAACUCUAAUGGAACAAAUCACUAUAAGAGGCAAUGGAACACUGCGAAUCCUAGAUCGUCUUCUUGGAAUUCAAGACCAAAUAAUAAACCAACUAAAAGGAAAUUCGAUUCUAAUGGAGAAAGAAAUAAUAAAUUUCAUGGAGGCAAAAAGGAGAAAUGGUCAUGUGUAUUUUGUGAUGGAGAUCACAAAGGUGAAUGCAAUAAAGUUACUGCAAUUGAUGAAAGGAAAGCAAAAUUAAAAGCCAGAAAUAGAUGUUUUAGCUGUUUUAAAACUGGUCACUUAGUACGUGACUGCAAUAAAAAGAAAAAUUGCCAAUAUUGUGGACGGUUUGGUUUCCAUAAUAAAGCAUUAUGUCCGAAGAGACUUCAAAACAAAGUAAAAGAGAAUACGAGCAUACUGCAUAUUAGAGAUGGAUCUACGGUAUUGCAGACGGCGGUAGCUGCGGUUCAAGGUCGUGAUAUUCUUAAGACCUGUCGGAUUUUGCUCGAUUGUGGUAGCCAACGAAGUUACGUCACUCGAGGGAUCGCUGAAGAGCUGAAUCUUCAAGUUGUAGAGGAAAAUAAUUUGGCGAUAUUUACAUUUGGAUCUCAGAAACCUCACGAACUGGAAAGCCCUCUAGUUAAAUUGGCAAUCGUUACACGAGACAAAUCAAUUAAAACCUUUUACGCCAAUGUUGUACCUUCAAUAUCGCACGGAGUUUCACAGCCUGACAAGGAAUUACUGGACUCGAGUACCCAAGAAAAAUAUCCACUCGCUGAUGAUGGUUCAUUAUCAGACCGCAUCGACAUUCUACUCGGAAAUGACUACUAUUUCACCAUCAUAUCUACAAAGAAGAUGUGCAUCAAGGAAGGCUUGUACUUGGUUGAUUCUGAAUUUGGUUGGAUUCUUUCUGGUAAGAUACCGAACAAGUUAAGUGAACAACUGUCGGUACUGACAUAUUUCCAAUCUUCGUGUGAAGUUAAACUGGAUCCACCUGAUCUACCGUUAGAAAGUGGAAACAUAAAACUCUUAUGGGAUUUAGAGUCGAUAGGGAUUACCGAUUCACCAAAGUCCACACUGGAAGAGGAAGCAGUUCAUCAUUUCAAUAAAACUGCCCAGUUUGAAGAUGGGAGAUACCAAGUAAAAUGGCCUUGGAUGCACUACCCUCCCGAACUUCCAUCGAAUUAUGGUCUCGCAAUUGGUAGAUUAAAAAGUUUAUUGAAACGAUCGGAUACUGAGACCCUUGAUACCUACUAUGAGAUCCUCAAGGAGCAGUUGGAUGCCAAAGUUAUAGAAGCUGUCGAACCUUUAGCUUCUAAUAAAACAACUCAUCCUGUACAUUAUUUACCACAUCAUAUGGUACACCAAAACGGAAAACGAGGCCGCAUAGUCUACGACGCCUCCGCAAAAAUUAAUGGCGAAAAGAGUUUGAACGAGUGUUUGUACAGAGGACCAUCAAUGAUAGGAGACCUCACUGGUUUGAUCAUUAGCUUCAGGUCAAACAAGGUGGCUAUGUCGGCUGAUGUUGAAAAGGCCUUUCUUCAAGUAGGCCUUCAAGCAGAAGAUAGAGACGUAACCAGAUUCCUGUGGAUCAAAGACCCUAACAAAGAACUAACCGAUGACAAUAUAAUACAGUAUAGAUUUUGUAGAGUUCCGUUUGGAGUUAUUUCAAGUCCAUUUAUACUAAAUGCCACUAUAAAACACCAUUUGUCAAGCUCUGGCAACGAGAACGUAAGAAAUCUAGCAGAUCACAUAUAUGUGGAUAAUGUCAUUACCGGAACAAAUGAUACAGAAAAGGCUUUGGAACUAUAUCGUGUCUCUAAGGAAACAUUUCAACAGAUUUCUAUGAACUUGAGAGAUUGGAGUUCUAAUUCAAAAGAUUUUAUGCGACAAGUUCCAGAUAUUUCUUCAAAUCAAAUAGUUAAAAUACUGGGUUUAAACUGGCACCUAGAAGAUGAUACACUUCACAUCAAAACAUGUGCAAAGGAUAACACAAAUACUAAGAGAGGUAUCCUAAAAAGCGUUGCAUCUGUGUAUGAUCCAUGUGGCUAUGCCGUACCAGCACUUCUAUCAGCAAAAUUACUUAUACAAGAUUUAUGGAAAAUGAAAAUAAAAUGGGACUCACCAUUACCCAAAGAUAUUGUUGAUAAAUGGGUUGACAUCAAACAACAUUUGAAUGAAAUUGAGGAAGUAAGUCUAGAUAGAUGUUACCUGAAAAAUGCGCAGAGUAACGACUGUGAAAUACAUUGCUUUACGGACUCUUCAACCAGAGCUUAUGCAGCAGUGGUUUAUGUAGUUGGAGAAGAUGAGAAGAGUUUUGUGAUUGGCAAAUCUCGUCUCGUGCCAAUCAAAGAUCAAGAACAUUUGAAAAUACCACGUCUGGAGUUACUUGGAGCAUUAAUUGGAAGUCGUCUGAUACAAUAUGUAACUAAAUUCAUUAAUUUGAAUGUAAGCAAGCAAGUGCUAUGGACUGAUAGUCAGAUUGUCAUUGAUUGGUUCAACUCGAAUAAGCUAUUGACUCCAUUUGUGUCAAGGAGGAUCGAAGAGAUAAAACGUAAUAAAAACUUGAUUGUCAGAUACGUACCGUCAGAACUUAAUCCAGCUGAUGCAGCUACUAGACCAACGAAUUCUAUCGAAGACGGAAGAAAGUGGUUGACAGGACCAGACUUUCUACUUCAAGAUCCGAAUACUUGGCCUACACAUACAAGGAGUGAUACAAUUUUUUUGAUUGGGGAGGAUCUGACGAGUACUGAUGAUGUACAAGAUAAGAUCCCUGAGUCAAUGGUUGUAGAGAAUGAAGAUAACUCUCAUGACGAUCACCAGUUAAUGGAACGAGGAAUAGAAACUGACUCACAUAAUACACUGGAAGAAAUUAGAAAAAUACAGUCAGAAUAUUUUAAAGAGGAAGUGAACGGUAAAGAAACAAGUCUCAGUCGUAACCUUGGAUUGUUCAAGGAUGUAGAUGGUAUCUUACGAUGCAAGGGCAGGUUUAGGAAUGCCAACUGGUCAUUUGAUAAGAGGUAUCCUAUGAUAAUACCUAAGGAUUGUAACUUUACCAAUAAAGUAAUCAAAGAUACACAUGAAAGGAACUACCACGUUGGUGCUAGUCAUACACUAAGUAUAAUUCGGCAAACCUACUGGAUACCGCAAGGCAAGAGACAAGUUUUGAAGAUCUUAAAGAAAUGUCCACGUUGUUCGAAGCAUGGCGGUGGACCCUUCAAACUACCACCCACACCUGCGUUGCCAUAUGAAAGGGUUAAUUAUAGCAAAGCCUUUACGUUUACUGGAGUAGAUUAUUUAGGACCUGUAUUGGUCAAAACAGAGACAGGUACCAGCAAAAGAUGGAUAUGUCUAUUUACAUGCCUUGCAGUUAGAGCUAUACACUUAGAAGUUGUGCAAGAUUUAUCAGCUGAAGAAGGACUAUCUGCUUUUAGGCGAAUGUGUUCUACUAGAGGAGUACCAGAACUUAUUACUUCCGACAAUGCCUUACACUUCAAAUUGAUAUCUGACAUAGUGUCUAAACCAUACUGUGUUCAAAAUAAGAUAAAAUGGCGAUUUAUACCCGAACUUGCGCCUUGGUUUGGAGCUUUCUAUGAACGACUAGUAGGACUAGUGAAACAUUGUAUGCGUAGAACACUACAAAAACACCUAUUGAAUGAUAGUCAACUGUCAACGAUAGUAAAAGAAAUAGAAGCUGUAUUAAACACGCGACCUUUAACCUCUGUUGAUGCAGAACUAGAGUUUAUUUUGAAACCAUCUGAUUUUCUUCAACCUGGCAGAUGUCUCAUAAUGGAGACCGCGCAGAAUGGACUACCAAUACAAGGUACAUCAACGAAGACCAACUUAAUUAAAGGAUGGAAGAAGGCUCGUACAAUACUACAAGAGUUCGAAGAAAUGUUUCAAAAUCGCUACUUACCAAGUCUACGUGAGAGAUAUAAUCACUCGCUUAAACAACCACGUGUGACUUCUAAGUUAAAUCCGCAAGAAGGCCAGAUAGUUCAAAUCAAAGGAGAUAAAAACCGUGAAGGUUGGAAAGUCGGGAAAAUUAUCUCUUUGAUCAAAGGCUCUGAUGGAUUGGUUAGAGUAGCUCAAGUUAAAGUAGGAAACUCUAUCUUUACGCGAUCUAUUGCGCACUUGUAUCCUCUGGAAGCCGAAGAUGAGGAACAAUAUGAUCCAGUACCUCAAGAUACUACCAAGAAUUCAGAACCCAUUUGGUUGCCUUCGGAACAGUCAGUGAAUACACCUGAUGUUGUGACAGAAGACGUAGAUGAUAUCCAUAUAGAUACAUGCAGCAACAAUGAAACUGCAAAUACUGAAGACAUAGAAAGAACUUAUGAUAUUUGAAUGUGACAAAUAAAACGGCAGUGACUGAGAAUGAAAAUGAGAAUGAUAACAGAUUUAAUGAGUUAAUAAAUGAUGAUGAUAAAAUAAUGGACAAUGAAUCAUUGGAACAACAACCUGAAAUAAAUAGACCAAGACGGACUGCAGCGGUUCGAGCCCUUCAAAAGAUAAGGGAAUGGACACACAAUUUAAUGAUUACCUUACAACUCUAAUUGUUCCCGGCGGGAGUGUCGCGGCGUUUCCGCGAGAUGUACAUAUUGUAAUAUAGCAAUACUGAUUAGUCUAUGGUAAGUUGUCUCUGAUAUCGUUAUCUAGUUGCUAUGGUUACCUAACUGUUUUUCACAAGUUCAAACUUCCCACGUGAAGAUAUAAUUUUGAGAUGUGAAAUUAAUAUGUGU